Molecule: messenger RNA, 1905 nt
Organism: Hyphopichia burtonii NRRL Y-1933
Lineage: Eukaryota; Fungi; Ascomycota; Pichiomycetes; Serinales; Debaryomycetaceae
Exons: 5
Coding region: 1-1905 (634 amino acids)
Biological process (GO): intra-Golgi vesicle-mediated transport
Cellular component (GO): trans-Golgi network; TRAPPII protein complex
Source: RefSeq, a predicted model, not a curated record
AUGAGUCUUACGAUCCUUCUUCCUGAAAGAUUAGAUCAACUAACUGAAGAUGAAAACGAAAAAGACCUCGACAAUUUUUUAAUCAAUCUCGAUUCGGUCCCCAAGAGAAAACUUAUAUUCUUCGAUGAAGCGCUAAUUGGGUAUAUCAAGUUUGAAUCUAGCCUGCCAAUUUCCCCGGAUUUUAACAAUCAUGCGUAUUUAAACGUUGCAGUAAUACCUGGUGAUCUGGAUUUAGUUAAUCAAAAGUCCUCGACUAAAUCUGAAAAUGGACAAAAUGUAAGGCUAAAAGGAUCAACUUCAAUUAAUGAUAAGCAUUAUGUUAUUUGGAAAUUUGAAAUUCCAAUUGGUUAUCCUCGAACAAAAUUUUCCGAUCCUAAAAUAUUGUUUUCAUGCUUUUUAAAUACUUCUAGCACUCCCCCUCUCACUUCAUCUUUCAGUCUGGCUUCGGUUGAUAACGAAAAUGUAUUAAGUAAUGGACUUGAGACAAAUCAAUCAUCCCAAAAACUUUUAACUGACUUAAGACCUGAUACUAAACGAAAUUUAUUCGAAGAAUUGAAUAACCAAGUAUCACUUAACCCUGAUCAAAAGUAUUUCUUAUCUAGUAAGAGUUUGAAUAAGUCUGACAUUGGAUAUAAUGACCAAUUGAGUACGAAGUUGUGCUUACCUGUUUCUGUAUCCCUAAUAAUCAAGCUUAAAUCAACAAAACCAGCAGGCAGAAAUAAUAUAUUACUAGCAACCUUGAAUAUUGAAUCGUCGGAAGAAUUCCUCAAAAUUUUGAAAAACAACUCUACCGAAGACUCAGCAUAUAAUGACUAUUACUUCAAUAUCUUGGAUUUGAGCAUGGAGUUCAAGUAUGGUAUCAUUGAAAAUUUUCAAUCAAGUAAUUUCAAAUUUCCGAUUAGAUACAAACUUGCAGAUUCUAUCAAUAUGACAUAUAAAUUAAUAAAUAAUGACUAUCUUGAUAAAGAAUUGAAAAUUAAUGUUAAUUCCUCUAAACCGAUCGGGAUUAAAUUGGUAUUACAAAAAAUUAAAUACUUUCCAGAGCUGGAUUCUUUUCAACCAGUUUCAAAUAUCAUAACGACUAAUUGGUCCCCUUAUUUGGAUUUCAGUAUAGUGGCACCGCCAAUUAACAGCUCAUUAAAGAGUAGUACCGCUUCUCAAUCUCAAUAUCAAUCACAAUCUCAAUCUCAAAUAAGAGCAGCAAAUGGAAUGAGUCCUCGGAAAUCUGCAUUAAUGAAUAGCAUGUAUAAGUCGAAAGGGGUCGAUGUUCCUAAUAGUCCAUUGACAAAUCCAUCUGCCGUAAAUUCAUCGACAUCUCUUGGUUAUCAUCAAAUUAGUCCCACUAAGAAGCUCAAUAAAUCAUUGUCUUCUACUUCUUCAGUGACGGUCAACCUUACCACCAAUAAUAAUUCCACUCUAGCAGGUCUCAAACUAACAUUUAAAGGUAAAUUAAACGUCAGUCUUGGUGAGAUAAUAACCUGGAAGCUUCAGGCCAUCAAUAAUUCACCAAAUAAACUCAAUUUAUCGUUGAUCGUUCAAAAUCCAAUAAAUUUUAAUCCAGUAUAUUCCGCGUCGAGUACAUCCGCUCCGAUCAGCUCGAAUAACUUUUCAUCAUCUAAUUUAUUAGCCACCAAUGAGCAAAAAAAAACGGAAAACAUAUUGGUUUAUAAUAAACUUCAGUUGCAUAAUCUCUAUUCCUCCUUAAAGUUGGACACCAAUGGUAUUAUCAUUUUGGAUAACGAUGUUCGAAUUGGACCUAUCGACUCUCAUUCAGUCUUUGAAACCGAUAUCAAGCUAAUUGGUAUUUCAAAGGGUAUCUAUAACUUAGAUGGAAUCAAAAUAUUCGAUAUUAGCAGCGGUGAUGGUAUCGAUUUCGGAAAAUUGGUGGAAGUCUUCGUGGUAUAA